Messenger RNA from Fusarium vanettenii 77-13-4, 906 nucleotides. RefSeq lists its product as uncharacterized. The record is from RefSeq and is a predicted model, not a curated record. Bases 1 to 906 code for a protein of 301 amino acids. The transcript has 2 exons. NCBI's taxonomy places the organism in Eukaryota, Fungi, Ascomycota, Sordariomycetes, Hypocreales, Nectriaceae. Gene Ontology annotation, molecular function: hydrolase activity, acting on ester bonds.
AUGAGACUGCAUAUCGCAUUGGUAUUGACCUGCGACGCCUUUUUGGCGUCGGCAUAUCCUCGCCCAAACCGCCUCUUCUCGCGAUUGAUCGUGUUUGGCGACAGCUUCAGCGACAAUGGCAAUGGGGCAUGGGUCGGAAGCAACGGAACGUGGCCGGUAGAUCCGGCCUACUUCAACCACUCCUUCUCAAACGGCCCUAAAUGGAAUGAUCUUGUUGCCGAAGUUCUGGAUCUGGAGCUCAUCAACCUUGCUACUGGAGGCGCUACUACAGACAACGACUUUGUAGCUGGCGGUACUGGAGCCAGCUCAACAAUCCCGGUUCCCUCUGCCGAUGAUCAAAUCACCGCGUUUUUGUCGCGGGAUAAACCGACAGAAACCGAUAUCUUUGUCCACUGGAUCGGGGCCAACGACAUCCUCUUCAACACGAAUAUUACAGGCAUAGAGGUCACCAGUCUGAUCUCAAAACAUGCGAACAGAUUAUACCGUGCGGGAAUAAAGAAUCUUAUCCUGGCUAAUUACAACAAUGCCACGACCUUUCCGGCGACGUACAACUCGUCCGACUACAACGUCCCCAGCGUGCAGGCCUUUGUCGGCGAUUUGAGCAUCGGACUGAUGGACAUUGCCGCUGGUUAUUCGGGGUUCUUCCGAACCGCCUUCGUUGACAUAGGUGCUUUAUUCUCGGAUAUUGUGAAACGGCCAGCCAGGUACGACAUUGACCGGAAAUAUGUCGAUCCGCCAACUGCAUGCUUGACGGGCGUGUACACAAGCGAGGGCGUUCCCCGGCAUUUAUGCAGCGAUCCUGAGCGUCAUCUAUUCUUUGACUCAUAUCAUCCGGUCAAGGAGGUACAUGCAAUGAUGGCGAAAAUGUUCAUCAAGGCAAUCCAGGGCUUGAGCCGUGGUCGUUGA